AACGUUCCUAAAACCAGAAAAAACCGACUUGAACCUCCUAGAACAUUCACAAAACCGGCCAGUACUGUAGCGCGUUCUUUACCGAUAACUGGGCCGGGUCAUGUGUGUCGCUGAUCCCUCGCUCUGUGCUAAUCAACGACAAUCUGCCGCAGAAUGCGGCAGAUAGGAUUUUCCCGGUCAAUGCCCCGCUCCGGUGAUACUGCCGGGGCCUUGGACUCGUUUCGACAGGCUAGCUUACGGCCCGUUCUGAUGCUUACGGCUCAGUGCGGGCGAUAUAUGUCUCAAAAGAAAAAAUAAUGCCGUCGUCGAUCGACAUGCUGUCAGCAUUCUUGCGGAUUACUUGCUUCCCAGCAUUGCAAAGCCAUCACCAUCGCCAUCGCAUACACACGGCCGGAGAUGCCUUGCUUUCAACAAGCACGCCCAUCUCGCCGAUAUACCAAACCCAAGCCUCCGCCCCGGUGUAACCUCGGAUUCCCGGUGGCCACGUUAAAACCCAGCCCCGAGCCCAUGCAGAAGAACACGGCCACAACUUGCUGAUCCCCGUCUACCCCUGUCUCGCCGGCGAUCAGAGCCAAGCUAAGGUGGGAAGUAGCUAGCUAGCUAGGCGCGGGAAUGGCGAUCGGCGGGAUCAUCGGCGGCCACCACCGGCACUCCGUGGUGGCGUCGCGCGUGGCCAUGUUCGCGCACCUGCUCUUCCUCACCACCGCCGUGCUCAUGCUCGUCUGGCUCCUGCGCUUCCGCGGCGGCAUCAACAUACAGUCCGACGACCCCGAGCAGAUCUUCAACGUCCAUCCCUUUGUGAUGACCUGGGGGUUCAUCCUUCUCAUCGGUGAAGCCAUACUGGUGUACACGACGAUCCCGAUGAACCACCGGGCGCAGAAGAUGGUGCACAUGCUGGUGCACCUGGUGGCCUUCAUCCUCGGCGUCUUCGGCAUCUACGCGGCCUUCAAGUUCCACAACGUGGCCGUGGUGCCGGACCUGGUCAGCCUCCACUCCUGGAUCGGCAUCGGCGCCAUCUCCCUCUUCGCGCUGCAGUGGCUCAUCGGCUUCGCCGUCUUCUGGAUGCCCGGCACGCACGAGCACACGCGCGCCGCCGCCGCGCCCGUGCACGUCGCCGGCGGGCUCGUCAUCUUCCUCCUGGCCGUGUGCGCCGCGCAGACGGGGCUCGUCCAGAAGAGCGCCAGCGCCACGCCCGGUACCGAGGCCAGGCUCAUCAACGUCACCGGCCUCUUCAUCGUCUUCUACGGGGUCACCGUCGCGGCCACCGUCAUGCUGCGCAUCGCCACGCGGUAUCAGUAGCUCGGUAGCCCUCUUUUCGGGUGGCCACCGGCCGCCGACGCCGGCCGAUGGGUCUGUGUACAUGUCUGUUUGAUUGGUUGUGUUUCUUUCACCAUUUGUGUACAUGUCUGUGUACAUGUUUACGUGUACUACAUGUAAAGCAAGUUUGGGUGGUUUGCGUGGUGUGUGCGCGUUAUGUCCUGAACCUUUUCUGCGACAUUUCUAAUCGGCUCGUUCACAGGAGCUUUGGAAAGAAACUUUGGGUUUCUCAAUU
This is a messenger RNA of Triticum aestivum (bread wheat), 1552 nucleotides long. RefSeq names its product probable ascorbate-specific transmembrane electron transporter 2. Gene Ontology annotation, molecular function: oxidoreductase activity. NCBI's taxonomy places the organism in Eukaryota, Viridiplantae, Streptophyta, Magnoliopsida, Poales, Poaceae. The coding region runs from base 613 to 1299 and encodes 228 amino acids. The record is from RefSeq and is a predicted model, not a curated record. The transcript is spliced from 3 exons.